AUAUGCGAGCUUAAAUAUAGCAUAUUGAACACGUCGUCGAGCCAAGCAGAAGAAGCAAGUGGAUGGAGUUCCUGAAGAGCGGCAUCAAAACGGUGCUGGGCAGCACCGAGCCGGGCCAACAGCCCAGCGCAGCCGAAACCGUUGAGAAACUGGUAGAUCGAGUUUAUUCGUCGACACUGCUCGAAGAUCGUCGCGAUGCUUGCCGGGCAUUGAAGGCGCUCUCGCGCAAAUAUCGUAUUGAGGUUGGUGCACAGGGUAUGCCGCCGCUGGUGCAGGUGCUGCAGAAUGAUGGCCAGGAUGCUGAGAUAAUUAGCUAUGCCUUAGACACACUAUGUAAUAUUGUCACCAGCGAGGAAUUCGAUGAGGAGGCCGACAAUCCAGCGGUAUCUGUCAAUGUGGGCGAACAGUUCACCGAAAUGUUCAUAAAGAGUCCCGAACAUGUCACCCUCGUCAUGGGCUAUCUCGAUGAGUAUGAUUUUCGUGUGAGACGUGCAGCAAUUCAAUUGAUAACGUCUCUGAUUGCGAACAAGACGCGAGAAUUGCAAGAUCUGGUGCUUGUCAGCCCCAUGGGCGUGUCCAAGCUAAUGGAUCUGCUGACUGACAGUCGUGAGGUGAUUCGCAACGAUGUGCUGCUCCUCUUGAUUGAGCUGACAAAAGGCAAUUCCAACAUACAGAAAAUUGUGGCAUUUGAGAAUGCAUUCGAUCGCCUGUUCGAUAUUGUGCGGGAGGAGGGCUGUUCGGAUGGUGGCAUUGUGGUCGAGGAUUGUCUCAUUCUGUUACUGAAUCUGCUCAAAAAUAAUUCGAGCAAUCAGCAGUUCUUCAAGGAGGGCUCCUACAUACAGCGAUUGGCGCCCAUGUUUAUACUCAACAGCGAACUGGAGGACAGCGGCUGGACACCGCAGAAGGUGUCGAAUUUCCAUUGUAUGCUGCAGGUGGUUCGCGCCCUCGUAACGCCCAGCAACCAGCAGCAGGUAGUCAACGCCUGCCAGCGUGUCAUGCAGAAAUCCCAAUUGCUCCAAGCGCUCUGCGACAUACUGAUGAGCAGCGGUGUUCCAGCCGACAUACUGACUGAAACGAUCAAUGCAGUUGCUGAGGUGGUGCGUGGCGAUCACGAUAAUCAAGAUGAACUGAGCCGCGUCCUGGCGCCUAGUCAGCCACCACGUCCCGCCAUUGUCGUCCUUCUCAUGUCCAUGAUCAAUGAGAAACAAUUGUUGGCGCUGCGUUGUGCCGUGCUCUAUUGCUUUGAGUGUUUCCUGUAUCGCAACUCCGAUGGUCAGCGCGCUGUCGUCCAAACUCUGCUGCCGUCGAGUACAACGGAUGUAAGCUCCUUAUCCACUGGCCAGCUGCUCUGCACCGGGCUCUUCUCAACGGACACACUGGCCAAUUGGUUCUCAGCGGUGGCCAUUAUGCAUACGCUUGUCGAGAAUGUUGCCCAGAAGGAAGAGCUGUUGCGUGUACUGCUUGCCACACCAGGUGGACAGCGACCCAUUACACUGCUCGAACAGUGUACGAAUCUGAUGCAACAGGAACGCUAUCGCAUCCAGAGCAAAGUGGGUCUCCUAAUGCUACUCAGUGUCUGGUUGGCCCAUUGUCCCAGUGCUGUGAAAGCACUGCUGGAUACGCAAGGCACCAUGGCCUAUCUGACGGCCCAGCUGUGCGCCAAUGAGCAUGAUGAGCGCGAAUAUCUUGUCCAGGGAAUGUGCGCCUUCCUCAUGGGUCUCUGCAUACAGUUCAAUGACAAUUCGCUGGCCAAUCAGCGACGCGAGGACAUCAGCCAGCUGAUUAUCAAGCGCAUUGGCCAGGAGACAUUCUGCAACAAACUGGGCGAAGUGUCACGUCACGAGGCGUACAGUCGGGCCUGCAAGCAGCCCCAGAUCCGUGCCAAGGGCGCCAGUGAGCUGCUGCUCGACUAUGAGUACUGUAAACUCUACAAGGGAUUGGAGGCACUGAUUGCCAAACUGGUGUCGGGCUUUGAUGUUGAUGGCAUUGAGUUGACCGAACUGACGCUCAGCUCGGAGGCAUCGGCGCUUGUUGCUCAGUACAAGGGCAUCAUACGUGGCAUGGAUGGGCAAAUACAAUCUCUACAGCUGUCCAACAAAGAGCUGGAGGAUCAGAAUGACGAAUUGAAGCAGCAGAUCAGUCAGGAACAGUCGCUUAAAUCGCAGCUGGCCGAUCAGAAUACUCUGCUCAAAGCACAGCUGACAGCAGCAGCAACAGCGGCACAAACUGCUGGCCAAGAACAGCAGCAGGCGGCGCAGCCACAGGAGGAACUGAAUGCGGCACGGUAUCAGGCCAACAUGUAUUUCGCGGAGAACAUACGCCUCACCAAGGAGCUGGAGACACUGCGGCAGCAGCUGGCCGCCGAGAAGCAACGCGCCGAUGCAGCCAGCCAAUUGCAGUUGACCACACAAAAGGAUCAGGAGGAUCUGCUCGAGCUGCUGGCGGAUCAGGAGGCCAAACUGGCAGAGUACGAGACGCAAGCGCUGCCAGCCAACAGCGAAGCAACAUCAGCCCAGAGAUAACUUCCAUAAAGAAUUAUGUGGGAUCACAGAUCUAAAUCACAGAUCGAUUUCCAUUCGAUAACCACGCACACACAUCCUCCCUCUCCCUCUCUCUCUCUCUCUCUUUCUCCGUGUGUGUGUGUGUGUGUGUGUAUGCUGUGGAAAGCUCGUCUAAGCGCCAACUGCCCGCGAUUAAACAUUCUUAUUGUUUUUUACAUAUAUAUUUACAUAGAUAUACUAUUAUAUACUAUAUAUAAAUAUGUAAUUCAAUUGCUCUUAAGCCCUAAAUAAAUGUGUAUAGC
Messenger RNA from Drosophila grimshawi, 2803 nucleotides. It is a transcript of the gene p115, whose product is annotated as general vesicular transport factor p115. Gene Ontology annotation, biological process: endoplasmic reticulum to Golgi vesicle-mediated transport; intracellular protein transport; vesicle fusion with Golgi apparatus. Gene Ontology annotation, molecular function: protein binding. The coding region runs from base 63 to 2522 and encodes 819 amino acids. The record is from RefSeq and is a predicted model, not a curated record. Lineage: Eukaryota; Metazoa; Arthropoda; Insecta; Diptera; Drosophilidae. Gene Ontology annotation, cellular component: Golgi stack; cytoplasm; ER to Golgi transport vesicle membrane. The transcript has a single exon.